Molecule: messenger RNA, 4008 nt
Organism: Pipistrellus kuhlii (Kuhl's pipistrelle)
Lineage: Eukaryota; Metazoa; Chordata; Mammalia; Chiroptera; Vespertilionidae
Gene: PPP6R2
Product: protein phosphatase 6 regulatory subunit 2
Exons: 23
Coding region: 390-3278 (962 amino acids)
Cellular component (GO): cytosol; nucleus
Molecular function (GO): protein phosphatase regulator activity; protein phosphatase binding
Source: RefSeq, a predicted model, not a curated record
GCAGCUCAGCCCCUGCUGCCCCCGCACCUCCUCCAGCUCACGACCAGCCUCCCACCUCCACACGCUCCUCCACAGCCGCCUCCCCUCUCGGCCUCACAGGAUGGGGGAGAGUCGGGCCUGCCCUGGAGUAGGCUGUGGCUGGAGGGAGUCCUGGCUGGUGGCCCUCUCCCAGAGCAUGGACCCUGCCUCCUCCCCAGCUGUAGGCUGUUGCCUCUUACACGCGUGUUCGCUGGAGCAGCACUGUAAUUUCCUUCCAGGACCUCUUGGCGGUCACAGCGUGCUCACUGUUUGGCCGAGAGGCCUCGCUUCCGGCUUCUCUUGGCGUUGGACAAGCCCCCUCCCCCUUGCGGGUCGCUUCUGCUUUUGGUGUGAAGUUUGUGGCCGUCACCAUGUUCUGGAAGUUCGACUUGAACACCACGUCCCAUGUCGACAAGCUGCUGGAUAAGGAGGACGUGACGCUGCGGGAGUUAAUGGACGAAGAUGACAUCUUACAGGAGUGCAAGGCCCAGAACCGGAAGCUGCUGGACUUCCUGUGUCGGCCACAGUGUAUGGAGGAGCUGGUGAGCCUCAUCACACAGGACCCGCCCCUGGACAUGGACGAGAAGGUCCGCUUCAAGUACCCGAACACGGCCUGUGAGCUGCUGACAUGCGACGUGCCGCAGAUCAACGACAGACUGGGUGGGGACGAGACUCUGCUGAACCUCCUCUACGACUUCCUAGACCACGAGCCGCCUCUCAAUCCUCUGCUCGCCAGUUUUUUCAGCAAGACCAUCGGCAGUCUCAUUGCAAGAAAGACGGAACAGGUGAUCGUGUUCCUGAAGAGGAAGGACACGUUCAUCAGCCUGGUCCUGAAGCACAUCGGCACCUCGGCCCUCAUGGACCUGCUGCUUCGCCUGGUCAGCUGUGUGGAGCCAGCUGGGCUCCGGCAGGAAGUCCUGCAGUGGCUCAGUGAAGAGAGGGUCAUCCAGAGACUCGUGGAGUUGAUCCACCCCCGGGAGGAUGAAGACAGGCAGUCCAACGCUUCCCAGACGCUCUGUGACAUCGUCCGGCUGGGCAGGGAGCAGGGCGGCCAGCUGCCCGAGGCCCUGGAGCCGGACCCCCUCCUCGCAGUGCUGGAGUCGCAGGACUGCGUGGAGCAGCUUCUGAGGAACAUGUUUGACGGGGACCAGACGGAGAGCUGCCUCGUCAGCGGGACGCAGGUGCUGCUGACCUUGCUGGAAGCCAGGCGGGCUGGGACAGAGGGCCUGGUGGACGCCUUUGCUCAGGGAUUGGAGAGGCUGUGCCCCAUCAGCCGCAGCGUCCUGCAUGGCAUCGAGCCCAGGCUGAAGGACUUCCACCAGCUCCUGCUCCACCCGCCAAAGAAACCGGCAAUCCUGACCACCAUCGGCGUCCUGGAGGAGCCCCUCGGGAACGCCCGCCUGCACGGCGCCCGCCUCAUGGCUGCCCUGCUGCACACCAACACGCCCAGCAUCAACCAGGAGCUCUGCCGGCUCAACACCAUGGGCUUGCUGCUGGACCUGUUUUUCAAGUACACCUGGAAUAACUUUCUGCACCUCCAAGUGGAACUGUGCGUGGCUGCGAUUCUCUCCCACGCCCCGCGGGAGGACAGUGCUGUGGCCGGCGGCCCCGAGAGAGGAGACUCGGAGAGCCCGCUGCCUGCUGCCAGCCAUGCCGAGAGCACGAUGGUGGCCCACCUAUUCCAGAAGUGCUGCCUGGUCCAGAGGAUCCUGGAGGCCUGGGAGGCCAAUGACCACACACAGGCAGCAGGUGGCAUGAGGCGUGGGAACAUGGGCCACCUCACCCGGAUCGCCAACGCGGUCGUGCGGAACCUGGAGAGGGGUGCCAUGCAGACGCCCGUCAGCGAGGUUAUCCAAGGGCUGCCUGCGGAUUGCCGUGGGCGCUGGGAGAGCUUCGUGGAGGAGACGCUGACGGAGACCAACCGCAGGAACGCUGUGGACCUGGUAAGCACCCACCUCCACCCCUCGAGUGAGGAUGAGGACAUGGAGGGCGUGUUCCCUAACGAGCUGUCCCUGCAGCAGGCCUUCUCCGAGUACCAGGUCCAGCAGAUGACGGCCACAUUCGUGGACCAGUUUGGCUUCAACGAUGAGGAGUUUGCAGACCAGGACGACAGCGUCAACGCUCCCUUCGACAGGAUCGCAGAGAUCAACUUCCACAUCGACGCCGACGAGGACAGCGUGAGUCUCCUCUGUCUGCGGGCGGUGGACAGACAUGGCGGUGGGUGGGCAGCGGGGGCCAGGCCUCGGGCUGUGAACACGUGGCUCCCACAGCCCAGCGCGGCUCUGUUUGAGGCCUGCUGCGGGGACCACAUCCAGCCCUUUGACGACGAUGAAGACGAUGACAUCUGGGAGGACAAGGAGACCCAGUGUGCCGCCCGGGGCCUGGGCAGAGCCAGGUUCGGGGGCCCGCCCGCACCAGAGGGCUGCCUGGAGAAGGGCCUGGCGAGUGGAGACCGGGAAGGGGCGGAAGCCAACCGGGAUGUGGCUCCCGCAGAGGCUCCUCAGGCCGCUGCCCAAAAGGCCGGUCCUCGUGUGGAAGGUGGCUCGGAAGGUGCCACGUGGACGGCGUUUGAUGAGCCGGCGAGCCCGACCGCCGCCGCCCCUGGAGUGGCGAUGGACGUAGGCUCCAGUGUGUGGGCAGCCAGGGCCCCCAGCACCGCGGCUCUGGAGGAGAAAGGCUGGGCCAAGUUCCCCGACUUCCAGCCCUUCUGCUGCUCCGAGUCGGGGCCCAGGUGCAGCUCCCCGGUGGACAUAGGACCCGGCGAUGCCCAGGGCAGCCUGAGCCAGGCCCCAGAGAGAACCGUUGGCCCCGCCUCCCCGUGUGCCUGGAAUGUGUGUGUCUCCAGGGACGCCCCUCUGGUAGCCUCCAGCAGUGACGAGGACGAGCAGAAGGUGGCUGUCGCCUCCGAGGCUAUCAGUAUGGGUCCCGGCCAGGAGGCCCCCUCACUGCCCACGCCCGUCCCCAGGGCUGCCAGCACGCUGCCAGGUCCCACCUCCUCUGCACCUGCAGAAGCCACCUCCACCCUGGCGGGGGCUGUCGCCCCCAAGGCAGCCUCCACAGCUGUGAGCAAGGCCAGUCCUGCCCCAGCCCCCACAGGGGUGCUGGCUGUGGCAGUGCCCCCAGGGCCGUUGGUGGCCGUCACAACCACAGCUGCAGCCAGCCCAGCUGUUGCCACAGUGGCCGUUCUGGGGACAGUGACAAAGGACAGGAAGACGGCUGCCCCACCACCUGCAGGAGCCGCCUCCAAUGGCCCUGUGUGAUGCUGCCACCCAGGCAGGGCGCGCCCUUAAUCGAAAACCUACCUGGUGAUGCAAUUUGUCUUUUUUAAUUUAAUUUAAUUUUAAAAUAAAUGCUGCAUUGGUAAAGCUGGCAGUUGGACCCAGUCGGACGGCCCAGCUCGCGUCGCUCCUGCCUGACCCCAUGCACAGCAAUAAGUCUUCAGACAUGCGCUCUGCCUGCCAGAGCCCAGCCACCACCCUGGUGUCACAGGACUGAGGCGUGAUGGGCGCGGAUGCCACCGGCUGCCAGCCCGUUUUUACAGAUUUUUAAACAACGCAGAGAGCCGUGUUUGCACUUUGUAUCUGGCUGCAGUGAAGGGUCUCCCUGACUUGGGACAGAUGUAUGUCCAGGCCUGGGCUGGCCACACGGGUCUUAGCUGCCCAGGGGCCCUGGGAGCUGGCCUUUGAGCCAGGAUGCAAAAUUUGACUGCCUUAAAAAUACCGAGACCCUCACAGCCCGGCAGGGGUAGCCCGGCCCUGGCACUCUGGUGCGUUUGGGCACCUGGCAAGAGCUGGCCAUGGGCAUGCAGGAGGGGUCAUGCAGGAGGGGCGGGGGCAGAGACUGGCCCCAGCAGUGCUGGAUGGGUGGGGCCAGUGCCAUCGUCCAGGAAGGCCUGUAGAUACAGCGUGUGAUGCCGAGUCCAUUUUUAAUGUUCUGAUCUCUGACAGGGCACCCAAACCCUAACACCCAAUAAAGUUGUGUUAUUCUUAC